Messenger RNA from Spodoptera exigua (beet armyworm), 5557 nucleotides. Lineage: Eukaryota; Metazoa; Arthropoda; Insecta; Lepidoptera; Noctuidae. The record is from the annotation of a GenBank genome assembly.
GGCGGGUGCGCGCGCGUCGGCGCCGGCGCAUGCACGCCACCGGCCACACGGACCGCUCGGGCGGCGGCGGCGGCGGCGGCUCCUGGCGCCUCCCGCCCGACGAGACCCUACAAGUCGCCGACCCCAAGUCCGCCAAGGAGGAGGACUUAUAUCAAGGAGAUGGCCACAACUGGCGGAGCAUCAUAUUUUCUUUGAUGGUCAUCAGUUUUGUGAUAGCCGGUAUUGUCACAGCUAUCUAUCUGUUAGGGUAUGUGGACGAGUUGUUGUACUGGUCGGGUCGUCGGAUGCGCUUGGACGAGUUCCUGCACGGGGACCUGACGGGCGAGCGACUUCCGACCACGUGGGUGAGCUCGCACCAGCUCGUGUACCAAGCGGACGACGGUGGCCUGCUGGCACUCGACACCUUCAACAAUACGCUCACUGUUCUCGUCACCAAUCACACACUAAGGCAGCUAAAUGUGCGAGGCUAUCAGUGCUCUCCGAACUUGCGUUACGUGCUCUUCCAACACAAUAUCAAGGAGGUUUACCGACGGACGUUUACUGCGCACUACACCGUUUAUGACGUCACAAAUGACCACCACAUCCCGCUGUUUGGCGAGGGCCAGCGCAGCUGGGAGUGGCAGCACGCGGCCUGGCUGGGCGGCGACGGGUCCCUGCUGCUGGCGGCGGACAACGAGGUGCUGGCGCGGCCCGGGCCCCCCGCGCGCCGGGCCCCUCUACUGCGCCUCACUACCGACGCCUCCCCAGGUGCUGUUUACAAUGGCGUGUCCGACUUUCUUUAUCAAGAGGAGGUGACGAAAACGGCGUCAGCGACAUGGGGCUCGUCGGACGGUACACUGGUGCUGUACGUGCAAUACGACGACAGCGCCGUGUCGGAGCUGCGCCUGCCGCGCAUCGCCGACAGCCUGGCGGGCGUCGGCGCGGCGCGGGCCGGCUUCCUGCAGAUACCCACCAACAACGCCUCCGCACACACUGUCUUCCCCGACCAAGUCACUGUCAGAUAUCCCACGCCUGGCAGUGCAAUACCAAAGGUAAAGUUAUGGAUAGUAAGUGUUCAAAACUCGACCUCACCGCCAAGAUGGGAAGUGAGGCCUCCAAGUACGUUAGAUGGAAUGGAAUAUUAUCUCAUAUCAGCCCAGUGGGUGGGCAAAGACAAUUCUCAUGUAGGUGUAGUGUGGAUGAAUCGAGCGCAAAACCUCACAGUUUAUAGCAGUUGUUAUGCUCCAAACUGGACUUGCACUGAGACGCACUCAGAAAAAGCUACAGAGGAGCCUUGGUUAGAGGUACACCAGCAGCCUGUGUACUCGGAGGACGGCAGUGCGUUCCUCCUGCUCGCGGCCGUGCAGGAGGGCGGAGGGCAGUACUACACGCACAUUAAGCACGUUGAUGUACUGCGCCAGCGCAUGGCUGUCCUCUCCCAUGGGAAGGUCGAGGUCACCGAGAUCCUGGCAUGGGACCAGGAAAACCAUUUAGUUUAUUAUUUAGGCAGUGCGGACCGGCCGGGGCAGCGGCAGGUGUACGUGGUGCGGGACCCGAGCUACGGCGGCGGCAGUAACUCGGUGAAGGCGCGCGCGGAGCGGGAGGAGCCGCGCUGCCUGACGUGCGAGCUGGCGGUGUGGCCGGCGCGGCUGCACUACGCCAACUGCUCGUUCUGGCGCGCCACGUUCUCGCCGGCGCGCGCGCGCCUCGGCAUCACACACUACGUGCUGGAGUGCGCCGGCCCCGGCCCGCCCCUCGCCGGCCUGCACGACGCGCGCACGCACAAGCUAGAGAGGAUAUUGUAUGACACGAGGCCUUAUAGAUCAGUACGACUGCGUGAGUUGGCUCUGCCGACGCGGCGGUCUUUUGAAGUAGCAUUAGGCAGUGGCUCCAAGGCGAGAGUGCAGCUGCUACUGCCGCCUUCCUGGAGAGAGGAGCUCAGAGAUGCUGCCUUUCCCGUGCUUGUUCAUGUAGACGGCAGGCCGGGUAGUCAGCAAGUGACAGAGGAGUUCCUGGUGGACUGGGGCUCGUACAUGUCGUCGCGAAACGAUGUCGUAUAUUUAUUAGACACGUUCAAGUUCCUGGACGUGACACGCGUGGCAGUGUGGGGCUGGGGCUACGGCGGCUACGUGACGGCCAUGUUGCUGGGCUCGCAGCAAUCCACACUCAAAUGUGGCAUCGCUGUCUCGCCCAUCACCGACUGGCUUUAUUACAACGCAGCGUUCACGGAGCGCAUCCUGGGCCAGCCGUCGGUGAACUACAAGGGGUACGUGGAGGCGGACGCGUCGCAGCGCGCGCACCACGUGCCGGCGCACGCGCUGUACCUGGUGCACGGGCUGGCCGACGUCUCCGCGCCCUACCCGCACGCGCUGCAGCUGGCGCGCGCGCUCACCGACGCCGGCGUCUUGUUCCGAUACCAGGCAUACGCCGACGAGGGUCAUGACCUGAAGGGUGUGAUCGAGCACGUGUACCGUUCCAUGGAGGACUACCUCCGCGAGUGCCUCUCCCUCGACCCCGAGGACACCAAGCUGCCGCCCCCCGACAGAUAGAGCUGACACUGUCCUAUUGUUAUCGUAAUUACUGUAAAUAUGUACAUGAGACAUAGUGCUUUAAUCAAAUGUGUUCCCCACGGCUCGACGGCCUCUGUCGGCACACCGACCACCUCGUCGCGUGUCAGUGCGAAACCUCUUGUGAUUAGUAUUAGGUACUUAUGAAAUUUGUUAUGAUGAAUAAAGUUGCAUGAAUUGAAUUACUAAAAACACUAGUAUUAGUAAAAUAAUUAGGUUGAUUUUGUAAUAGAUAGAAACCAGACGACGGACUACGAAAGUACUUAAGAUAAAUUCUUCGAAUUCAAUAUUUCCUCAUCGAAUCCAUGAUUCAGCUUCAGCACCAUACGGCUAUACUAUCGUACUGUGUCCUUUGCGAGCUCCUAAGAGCCUAGAUAGGGAAUAAAUUGUAGACAAGAAAGUGUCGAAAGAUAUCAACACGUUUUGUAAACUGACGUCGUCGACGUCUCGGCAAGAGACGCGCGAGGCACCACGGAUCGUCGUGACGACUACAACCCGAGCUUGUUCUAUUAGGCUUUUACUACUAUUUUCUACUGCGCCUUUACUAUCAAGCUUUUCUAUUUUAUCUAUUCGUAUAGAAGUGUCCACUUGUACUGUACAUACCGUUGUAUUACAGUUAUAACCAAAGCUGACUGACAGGAACACAAACUCAAUUAUUUUAAUUGUCGUCGAACAUAUUUGUUAGUUUUGUAAUGAUACUUUACUUCGGUGAUUGUUGUUAAACACUUAAACUACGAAAAAUGAGGAGCUUAUCAUUUAGGGAAAAUUUACUAGGCCUUUUGAAAUAAAAGUUUAUGUUACAGAUGUUUUAAAUGUUAUGUUUUAUAAAAUUAUAGCGCUGUUGAAAAUACCUCAUGCAACAAUGUACAUAGAAUAACUCUAAUCAUAAUAAUAUGUUAUUUGAUAGAACGAAACGCGUUUUAUAGUGACUUAUAAUAUUUAGAAAUGAAGUGACCUUGAUCAUCCCCUUACCUUAGCUGCUUUGGCUCCAUCACAUCAUCAUUUCCUAAUCUUCCUAGUCGAUAUGAGUGCAGGCGGAGAGGGCCACGCGACCCGCAGCCCCGCAGGCCCCAGCCAACCACUCGCACCCGAUACUUCGUAGUCAGUGGACACCACGUCACUGUGCCACUCAAAACAAAACAUUUGAGUAUUAAGCUUGUACAAAAUAGUCGAUAAAUUGAGCUAGAAAAUUUGCCUUUCUGAUAGAUAUUUCAGUAAUGCAGUCUCUGAGUUUGAAGUUGUGAUGUCUAUGUGUGUACAUAGAGGACAGAGGAAGGUAGCGGUGUGGCAGCGCGCCGCCCUCGCGCGGCCAGCGACGUCGCGUGUCGGCGGGCGGCGCCGCGGCGUUGUUGUUGAUUUCGGUAACUGUGACAUAACUAGAUAAUUCAUUGUUGUUGUAUAGAGAUAAUAAACGUUUGCCGAUAUUGUUAAGUGUUAUCGGAUACCUGCAUAGACGCAUAUCGUACAUUCCAUGUUUGUGAAGACUGCCAAUUUGGUCUAAAUUUUACAAUCAUUGUACUAAUUAAAUACCUACGAUACGUCGAUGAGAUUAAUUUCAAUUGCCGUUAUGGUCUUAAGGAUGCUGUGAUUCUUCUAUUGCAUAAUUGUACGUAACGAUAAAGGAUUAAAUUUUAUUAAAUAAUAAUUAUAAUGUCUCCAUCUGACAUUGCGUAGGGCCUAGUGAAAUCGAAUUCGUUGUAAUUAUUAAAAUAAUUAUCAUAAGGUUAAUGUUAAUUUAGAUAUUUUGAAAAAUUCUUCCAUUAUUAAUUAAAUAAACAAUAUUGCUUUGUUCUCCAGUUAUGAAACAAGACAUAGACAAUAUAAUACGGGCUACGUGUACGUCACACACAUAUGAGAUUUUAUAGUUAGAUAAAAUACGAGAGAGUUCGGAAACCGGGUGCUUUAAAUUUUACAUCAUGUUGUACGUAUUGAUUUCAUUAGCGAAUGUUCUCUAGUUAUACACUGCGAGGCGGGCCCGGGCGGCCGCCACGCGCUAAUUAAGAGUACUUUCCAUUUCUCAUCGUUUGGAUUAUGAGAUAUUCAGCGGAUAACACCAAUUAAAUUCAUAUUAUAGUAUUUAUAUAAAGAAACGACAUACUUACCGGGUUGUUACGAAAUUUUAGCACAAUGAUGGAUCUAAUCGUUUGCACGCCGCUUCACUCCUAACUUUUACUCCUUUCCAGUCUAUAGUCCUUAGUCUUCCAGUGCAGCGAAAGCUUCCGUACCUUGUCUUAUUCUUGAUGCAGGAAAGUAGGAACUAUGUGAUGACUAUGUCAAUUAUUUCACUUUUCCAACUCUGAUCAGCUACGUAAUCGUUAAUUUCGUUUACUUCUAAAAUGUCCUUCGAUAAAAUCUCUAUAUAAAAUUUAGAUUUUCGUCCUAGUUUAUCCAGAUUCAAUGGAUGUGGUAUAAAUGUGAAUCAGUAAUGCUGUGUUCUUAGGAUCCCUGCAUUAAACGCUAUACUGCACUCCACUUGCACAUUGCAUAAAUAAUUGUAUAGAUAGGUUGGUUAACAAUAUUAUGAUGUGACUACGGACGAUAAAGCAGAAGAAACAUAUGAAAUGCUCGAAGUUGAGGUGGAAGCGAAUUAAUUGUCAAUUUAACUAAGCAAUAAAACAAUGUGCAUAGUUUAAGGUACACAGUACUGCGUGUGUGUGGAGUGCAGUUGGGAUGCAGCGUAGUGUCCGCCUUGUAUCUUUAGAGUGCCGCGGAUUGCUCCCUUAGCGGUUAGAUUGAAGACGAACGAUAUUGAAUACAACACUAAUAUACUGACAGAGGUGUACCUGUAAUAACCAAACGUGUGUGGUCUAAGAGAUCAGUAGUUUAUAAAACAAGCCAGUCCAAUAUGAGCGUGGCAUAUGAGAUGUUGUAUUCAGUACCGCGCCGUUUGAUGGCCCUAGAAAUCAUCUAAAAAUCUACGUUAUUGUUAAUCAGUGUUAUAAAUCUUAUCGUCUCGUUUAAGAGUUACAGUGUUGUAUAGAUUGGUACGUUUGAUUUGUAAAAAUUCUGAG